Molecule: messenger RNA, 560 nt
Organism: Aspergillus wentii DTO 134E9
Lineage: Eukaryota; Fungi; Ascomycota; Eurotiomycetes; Eurotiales; Aspergillaceae
Exons: 1
Coding region: 274-447 (57 amino acids)
Source: RefSeq, a predicted model, not a curated record
UGUCUUCUUCUUCUUCUUCAACUUGGACUCUGGCCCUGUUGCUCUAUUGCCCUAUUGAACUGCGCAUGAAUACGCUCUGCAUAGUACCUAGGUAGGUACCUGAACAGGGGACGAUGGCACCACCCCUGUUGACAUGAUAAGCAUUUCCCCGCAUGCUGCUGUAUCCUGAUCAAGCAUCUUCCCCGUCAUCUCAAGAACCUACACAAACCCUACCAUACCACCUGAUGGCAAAGAAAAGGGGGCAGUAAGGCCAGCAUUGCUGGUGAUGUUGUGAUGCUCAUUGCUAACGGGCUGGGCCGUCACCGAUCUCAGCCCCGAAUGCAAGGGCUACGCCAGAAGGGGCUUAGAAGCCAUUCACAAGUUAGACUCCCUGCCGCAGUGCAGCCACAGCCGUACAAACAAUCAAACCUGCAAACAAUUGAUGGAGAAAGAACGAGGCGAUUGUAAGAAAGGGAGCCCAAAAAGCGAAGACCAGAAAAGUCAGACCGACUCUUGGGAAUAAUAUCAAAGUACUGAACUCCGGGGAUCCGUACAAGGUUAAUGUCGUCGUGUCAUCCCCC